AUGUCACAUAAGAGCUGGAUUUUUGAAAUUCUAUGCAAAUCCCCAAUAGAUCUCGAUAUUAUUGUUGACCGUUAUGAAUUAACGAAAUUUCGAACCGAAUAUACAUCAGUUGGUGUUAAAUAUACAUAUCGAUGUGCGUCGUACAAAAAACUUCCAUCGUUCGCUAUGCAGCUACAAGCAAAACAAUUGAGCAUGACCGAUGUCGAUACAUUUGAAAUGUCCAAAGUCCGUAAACACGAUCAUAUAAAACAAGCGUUGGCAACAUGCGUUUCAUCAUUUAUUCGAGACGAUGGCACACACAAAUUACCGAAUAAUCGUGUGCCACUUGGAAAAAAAAUAAGAGGACGACCAAAAAAACAAGUUCAGUUCAGUUCAGUUUAUUUACAAAAAGUCAUGAGUAGCACAAAUUGUAAACAUGGUCAGUACAAAAUAUCUCAAAGAGAAUUUUGUUCACAACAAACAUCAUCUGGUUUAAAAUUGCUAUAUCGUUGUUCAUCAUAUAAGAAAUAUCCUGAUUGCGAUUUUCAAAUACAAGCAACAAUUGAUGAUUUUAAACAAAUUUCAGUUAAUACAUCCAAGCAACAUAAUCAUGAUGCUCGUGCUGCUUCCAGUCGUGUACCAUCACAUAGAGGUGAGAUUGUUAAAAAAUCAGUUGUUGCAAAACUUACAAAAUCUCAGGCACGUUUGACUAUACAAAAUGAACAUUCUGAAACAGUACCAUCCUCACAAUUCACAAGUUUAUUACUCCUUCAUCGAUCAUUAUCUCGUCCUGCCAUUUAUUCGGUUGAUGAUCUUUUCAAAUCAAUCAAAUGCGUUCUCUUUUCUAUCCCAAUUAAUUUGCGUUCGUCCAAAAAUUCAAAACGAUCUCUUUUCAAUCUAACUGCGUGA
Messenger RNA from Didymodactylos carnosus, 888 nucleotides. The record is from the annotation of a GenBank genome assembly. NCBI's taxonomy places the organism in Eukaryota, Metazoa, Rotifera, Eurotatoria, Philodinida, Philodinidae.